AUGGAUUCUCGCUCGUCGUCCGUCGUCGCCGAGUCUCCCGACGACGAUUCCGCCUCGCCAAUCCAUUCGCUCUCCGACGACCUUCUCACCUCCAUCCUCCGCCUAGUCCUCUCCGCCAAUCCCACCGCAUCCGAUACAAGCACAUCCGAUAUAAGCACUGGCGAUUCUCGCACACCGUACCAAGCGGUUCUGGUCUGCAAGCGCUGGUCCCGCGUCGCGCCUCUCGCGCUCACCUCCCUCACAGUCCUCUCCGCGUCUUCCGCCGCCUCCCCCGCCGCCUCCUUUUCCCCCAAACGCGAGCUGCUCUGUCGCCGUCUCGAGCAAGCGCUGCGCAAGUUUCCGAACCUAACUCGCCUGCACCUCGACAGCCACACGAUCGACUUCAUCGACGAUCGUUUCCUGCGCGCCCUAGGCUCGGCAUGCCCGAACCUGACGUACCUCUUCCUCGGCAAGGUUCGGCUGCCGGUUCGGCCGCCGCUCGUCGACGCGGUGAGCGAGGCGGGCCUCGCGAGCGUGUUUCGCGGUUGCCGGCGGCUCGAGCACGUGAGCGUGCACUGCGCGCCGAACAUAAAAUCCCUCCCCGCGUCGCUCCUCGAUCUCUCCGCGCUGCGCCGGCUGCAGCUCGAAGCGCCGAGCCUCAAGCUCUUCCCGGAAGUCUCCCGGGGGAGAUUAAGUACGCUCCGCGAUUUGCGGCUGCUGUCGUGCAACGCGCUGCCGUGCCUGCCGGACUCUCUAGGCGACCUCGCGGGCCUCACGCAUCUGCGCAUCGAGAAAUCCGACAAUCUCGAGCAGCUGCCGGACUCGUUAUGCGACUUGCAGCUGCUCGACGUCCUCGUUAUAAGCUCCUGCUACUGGCUCACGUCGCUGCCCGACGAUCUCGGGCAGCUGCCGUGCUUGCGCGUGCUCGAACUGGACGGCUGCGGAGGAUUGCUCGAAUUGCCCUGCUCGCUCCCGCAGCUCCACUCCCUCGAACGACUCGUUAUAAGCCGAUGCGGUAACCUUACAUUGCUUCCCGAAGACAUUGGGCAGUUACCACUCUUGCGCGAAUUGGAAAUCAGCAAGUGCCAUCGCCUCGUAGGCCUCCCGCCAUCCCUGCCCGACCUAGCCCAGCUCGAGUUCCUGGAAGUUUCCGACUGCACGCGUUUAGAGUCUCUCCCGGACGAUCUAGGCCGUCUAUCCGUUCUUAAAACCCUGCGCCUCGCCUCGCUCCCUAAUCUCUCGUCUCUGCCCGAAACCCUAGACCAGCUGACCUGUCUGCUAGAGCUCCAAUUAGAAGACAUUGACAAUCUUUUGGGCCUGCCCGACCCGGUAACGAGCCUCGGGCAGCUGGAAAAGCUCGUUCUGGGGCUGUCCUGCUCGCCGAGCCUGCCCGAAUCCGUAGGCGCGCUGAGCCGUUUGAAAGAGCUGCAGCUGCGGCACUGUAAGGGGUUAACGAGUCUGCCUGUAGCGAUGCGCGCGAUGACGCGGCUGGAGCUGCUGGUGGUGGAGGAGUGCUGCGAGCUGGUGGCUCUGCGCCUGCCGGAAGUAGAGGGUGUGAGUGCGAAUGGGAGGGAGGGAGGAAGAGAGGGAGGAGGACAAGCUGUGCACGCAGGAUCAGGAUUCGGACGGGAAGGAUGGGCAGCUGAACAGCAGGGGGAAAGGCAGCAGCAGCAGGGGCAGAACCGGGGGCAGCAGGGUCAGCAGGGACAGCAGAUGCAAGAGCAUCAGGGUCAGCAGGGUCAGGAGGUUGGGGGGUUGGAUGCGGCAGGAGAAUCAGGCUCAGCACCGCUCUCAACCACUCUUACUGACGGACUCAGCCGUCUCACCCUCAUGACGAAACCUCCUCAUCCCUCCUCUCCCUCUCUCCCCGCUUGCACCUCCGCCCUCCCCCUGUCCUCCUCGGCCCGCCUCCGCUCCCUCGUUCUCGUAGGCUGCGCGUCCCUGCGCGCCCUCCCCGCGUCCCUGACUGCCCUGGCUGAGCUAGAACGGCUGGUGGUAACCAGGUGCACCGCGUUACAGUGGGCGCCUGGGAACGUGGCGCGGAUGCAGGGGCUGCGGGAGUUGAGGCUGGAUGGGUGCAGAACGGUUCUGCUGCCGCCGUCGCUGGCGUGCUUGGGGCGGCUGGAGAGGCUGAUUGUAGUGAGUAAUGGGUGUAGUGGGAGCGGCGUGGGGCCGGGGGUCGAUGUGGGGGAGGAAAUGGGGGUGACGAUGGGGGACAUGAAUGGUAGCAUGGAUGGCGGCAGCAGCAGCAGCAGCAGCGGCAGCAGCAGCAGCGGAUGUGUUACAACCAAGGAAGGUGCUGCUGAUAGUCCAACCGAUUGCCCCUCUUCUACCCACGAGCCCUUCUCCUCCUUCCCCGCGCCGCCCCUCGCUCUCCCCCCCGGCAUGGGCCAGCUGGCGCAGCUGAGGGAGCUGGAGGUGAGCGGCUUUGACUCCCUCUCCGCCCUGCCGCCCUCCCUCGCCUCUCUCUCCCGCCUCACCCGCCUCUGCCUCACUGGGUGCAUCAAGCUCGCCUCUCUGCCUGACCUCCCAUGUGGUGCGGUUGCUGCUGGUACUGAUUCCUCUUGCUGCUGUGGUUGCCCCUCCUCCUCCUCCUCCUGCUCCUCCUCCUCCUUCAAAACCCCUUCUCCCACUGCCCCCAAAGAUCUCAUUCCCGCCCAGUUCUCUUCUCGCUCCGAAAACGUUAGCCUGUCGCAUUCCUGUCGCUCAAAGUCGCCUGCUGUCGCCGCGCGCAUGCGGUCGUCGCUUGCGCGUUUCUCCCCGGCCCGCCUGCCGCCGGGCGUGGCGAGGGUGGCGCUGGGGGUGGCGUGGGUGGCGGGAUGGGCGGGGCUGUGCGCGUGGGUGGUGUGGUUCGCGCACUCGCAGGCCGCCAAUCCGCGGCAGGAGGCGAUGCGAGCGUGGUGUCGCACGCGCGUGCGAUACAUCCAGCAGGACAUGCGAUCGUCCGUCGCCCGCGCGCAGGUAAGGCGAUCAGCCCAACGCGAUGCCCCUCUCGCAGUGCGCAGGUGGGAGCGCCUCAUCGCACUGAUGCGCGCAUGCCAUCCGCGCAGGGCCGCCCAUCCGCGCAGGUCAACCCAUCCGCGCUUGUCCGCCCAUCCGCGCAGUUGGUGGUGCCGCAUCGGGGGUUUUACUCCUGACAGGUGGGCAGCAGGUGGACAGCAGGUGGGAAGCAGGUGGGGAGCAGGUGGGCAGCAGGUGGGCAGCAGGUGGGCAGCAGGUGGGGAGCAGGUGGGGAGCAGGUGGGCAGCAGGUGGGCAGCAGGUGGGCAGCAGGUGGGGAGCAGGUGGGGAGCAGGUGGUCAGCAGGUGGGGAGCAGGUGGGGAGCAGGUGGGCAGCAGGUGGGGAGCAGGUGGGGAGCAGGUGGGGAGCAGGUGGGCAGCAGGUGGGGAGCAGGUGGGGAGCAGGUGGGCAGCAGGUUUGGAGCAGGUGGGGAGCACGUGGGCAGCAGGUGGGCAGCAGGUGGGGAGCAGGUGGGAAGCAGGUGGGGAGCAGGUGGGGAGCAGGUGGGGAGCAGGUGGGGAGCAGGUGGGCAGCAGGUGGGGAGCAGGUGGGGAGCAGGUGGGCAGCAGGUGGGGAGCAGGUGGGGAGCAGGUGGGUGCACAGGUGGGUGCACAGGUGGGUGCACAGGUGGGUGCACAGGUGGGUGCACAGCUAACCCUUGCCCCUCCGCUCUCCAUCAUUUUUCACCCACCCCCCCCUUCCAUCUCUCCCCAACCCCCCUUAUCUCCCCCUAUUGCUCCCACACAUGCCCUCCUCCUGUGCUCCUUCACUCUUCUUCUCCCGCACUCUUCUCCUGCUGCACCUCCUUCCCUCUCCCGCACGCACACUCUUCUUCCCUCGCCUGAACCUCCUUCCUUUACCCCCCCCCUCCCCUUCUCAAGCCGCGGGCCAUUUCCAUUCCACACCCCUCUCACUCCUGCCCUUCUAUUGGAGGCAGUCGGGCUGGUGAAGGUGUGGGCGCACUUUGGGCCGCGCAGCAGCAGCAACCUGAGCUACUGGGGGCUGGCGGGGUGCGUGAACAACAACUCCAUUCUGGCGUACUCCAUACAAUCUGACAUAAUCCUCAACUACAGCAGCGGCACCGUCAUCAUGCUCCUCUCUGACCAGGACAGGCCACUGGUGGAGAACAUCACGGGGUUUCAGAUCCGCUCAGUGCUGGGCCUGCCCGUCCCGAGGAAGGAUCUGUACGGAGUGAACUUGUGCGGCAGCAUCAACCCCGAAGUUUCCCUGCAGCCCUUCACGGACUUGGCUCCCCUCGUCCCUCCGGUCCUCAUGGACAACCUGUUCAAAGGACGACCCACCGCCGGGCCUCCUCUCUCCGUUGACUAUGUGAUGAAUGCCUUCGUUGUGCCCAUCUUCCGCCAUCCUCUGCCAGCCAACCCAUCUUCACAGCAAAUUCGAGACGCGAUGAACAUUGCAUAUGGCGGUGUGUUUCAUCUCGAGGAUAGGACUCGUGAAAUACUGCAAAUGCUUGAGAAUGGCAGCAGCACAUACUCCUUCGCCAUGUGCGACAGCACGGACAGCCCGGGCGAGCUGAGCUGA
Messenger RNA from Closterium sp. Naga37s-1, 4521 nucleotides. NCBI's taxonomy places the organism in Eukaryota, Viridiplantae, Streptophyta, Zygnematophyceae, Desmidiales, Closteriaceae. The record is from the annotation of a GenBank genome assembly.